Astyanax mexicanus (Mexican tetra) is the source of this 4006-nucleotide messenger RNA. It is a transcript of the gene adgrg4a, whose product is annotated as adhesion G protein-coupled receptor G4a. Bases 42 to 3551 code for a protein of 1169 amino acids. NCBI's taxonomy places the organism in Eukaryota, Metazoa, Chordata, Actinopteri, Characiformes, Acestrorhamphidae. Gene Ontology annotation, biological process: adenylate cyclase-activating G protein-coupled receptor signaling pathway; cell surface receptor signaling pathway. The record is from RefSeq and is a predicted model, not a curated record. Gene Ontology annotation, molecular function: G protein-coupled receptor activity. The transcript has 25 exons. Gene Ontology annotation, cellular component: membrane.
ACCCAAAAUAUCCAGUCUGAUUCUCUUUAAAGACUGCAGCGAUGGGCAGAAUUCGAAAAUGUCUGUCAGUCUUUGUGCAAGUAUGGAUACUUGGGAGCAGUUUUGUGUGUUUAGCUUCCACCAAUCCAAGCCUCUGGGGGCAGAAGGCGGCCUUUUUGGGUCAUUCCUGUUACUGGCAGCUCAGCCAAACCUGCAAUGUCCCGUCAUUACAGGAACUGAGUGUGUGUGUUGACCUCUGGAGACAGAUCGUUACCUCCUGGACUGCUUUUGUAUAUAAGAAGCCUGGAGAGCUGGACAUUGAGCUGGGCUUGGCUGGGAAGGGGGGUAACCUGAAGGCCUGGCUGUUUGGAACUGAGUGGACCGUGGCGUAUGACCUGCCCCUGCAGCAGUGGCACACUGUGUGUCUGACCUGGUCAAACCGCAGCAGAGAGCUGCAGCUGAUUGUGAAUGGGACAGUGGGUCUAAGAGCUCAUGUACAUGACUCAGCACCCAGCAACCUGGCACCAAACGGCACGCUCACUUUGGGGGUGUCCCAUAGUGUGAUUGGAGGAAUUAUGGACAUCGAAACAGGGACGAAUUUCAUUGGAGAGAUGACCAUGUUCCGCAUGUGGCGACAGGAACUGAGCCCCCAGCAGCUGGUAGAUUUAAAGUGCGUGAGUGGAAACGUCGUGACCUGGAGCAGGAAUGACUGGGAGUAUCCAGGCUGCCCGCCUGUUACUGACAACAAGCUCAAGUGUGAAUGGUCAAAAUAUCAAAUAAAUAUGAAGUUGUCUAUCACACAAAAGGUCAGCGGUGAGCAGAAUGGGAAUGAGUCCAAGGCGAUUGUGCAAAAAUGGCUGGAGAGCAUUUUACCUCCGAGCGUGCUGGUGAAUUCAGUGUUCCUGUCAAGUAUAAGCCAGACGUACCACUCAGAUUGUAUCCUGUGUGAGACUAACAAUAUCGAAGCUAAGGAGACCAGCAAUAUAUCAUAUAAAGAAGAAAGGUUCAGAUGCUGGGUGUACGUGACGGUCAGUCCUCAGGCGGCUGUAGACGAGACUCAGCAGAGGCUUUGGACGCUCUUAAGUCUCACCUACAAGCACAGUGACCUCACCGUCCUGCAGACAGACCCAGCUUCCCUCGACAUCCUCCCAGUGGCAAUCAUUCCUGAAAUCGAACAGAACUCUACAGGGUCAGAUUUUGAAGACACUUUUUUUAGAGUUUAUAUGAACGUCACAAUCAACGGCUCUGUGGAGAACCCAGCUCAGACGCUGCAGCACUGGCUUCAGCAGACAUUAGGUGGAAAUCACAGAAUGACUGUUCUGAACUUUGAGCUUACAACACUUCCAAAGUAUGGCUGCACCUUCCACGUCCAGGCCCAAGCUCCAGUGAACGUCUCUGAAACAGAAUGGCUCAUUUCUGAGCUUCUAAGCCAAGGAUUUUUCAACGGUUCCAUUGCGAUUAUCGUCUCAAAGGAUCAAAUCAACAUCCUUCACAUAGAGCCUGGGCACUGUCCGGAGGAUACCACUCAGAGCGUUUACGGCCUGUACAAAUGGCCCUCCGUACCUGCCCAAGAAACAUACGUCAUGAGGUGUCAGAAAGGCCAAGAGACUGGUACAAGACUCUGUAAACUGGACGCUAGCACUGAUGGAGUGAUUUGGGACACCCCCGAUAUGUCCAGGUGUGAGAAGGUCAUGACUGAUGUUGAUGAUUUGGAGGGGAUCACAGUUACUCCAAACAACUCAGCUGAGGUUGUAGACAUGAUUGAGGACCUGCUGCGUAACGAGACCGACCUGAGCUCGUCUCAGCUCAACACCGUGCUGCAGAAACUGUCUGAGGUCACCAACGUCGGCAUCAUGACCACUCAGCUGGCUGACAGCAUCAUUAGUGUGGUUUCCAAUGUCUUCAAUUCCACAUCCUCUCUCUCCCAGGCCACCAACCAAAUUCUCUCCAUCACAGAGCAGGUGGGGAACAGGAUGGACUUCUCAGGAUUUUGCCACAGCACCACAGUGCCCGAACUGGCACUUCAGAUUAUCAAUCUGGAGCCUGAGAAGUUCCAGGGGCUCACGUUUGGAGUAUCCUCCUUCCAGACGGGCCUGGCUCCUGAGAUAUUUCUCAACCAGACCUUUGAGGAGUCUUCUGCCAUCGGCUCUGUGGCGUCUGUUUCAUUACCCACCAUACUGGAGAGCUUCUUCCCACCAAACACUGUAAACAUGAGUCGUGUUCAGUUUCAUUUCUAUGGAACAGAAAGUCUGUUUGAGGACCCUAACAGCAGCCUGACCCUGAAUUCCUACGUGGUGUCUGCCAGUGUGACCAACGCUACUGUGAACGACCUGAAAGAUCCAGUGGUUCUCACGCUUCGCCAUCUUCAGCCUAAAGAGGACCACAGCGAGGUCCAGUGUGUGUACUGGGACUUCCAGAAGAACAGUGGAUUAGGAGGAUGGGAUAGUAACGGAUGCCAUCUUAAACACACUAAUGCCACUCAUACCACCUGCCAUUGCUUUCACCUCACACAUUUUGGAGUGCUUCUGGACAUCUCCAAAACUCCAAUAAACCCUAAAGAUGACAUGAUCCUGACAGUCAUCACAUACGUGGGAUGUGGAGUGUCUUCUGUCUUUUUAGGCAUCACCUUGCUAACAUACCUGGCUUUUGGAAAGCUGCGUCGUGACUACCCCUCUAAAAUCCUGCUUAACCUAUCGGGGGCUCUGCUGGGUUUAAAUAUGUGUUUUCUGGCAAACUCAUGGCUCGCUGGAUUUAACAGUUACGGCCUCUGCAUUACUGUGGCAGCCGUUCUCCACUACUUCUUAUUGGCCACGUUCUGCUGGAUGGGAUUGGAGGCAGUAAACAUGUACCUGGCCUUCAUCAAAGUCUUUAAUGUCUAUGUGCCCUCCUACAUCCUCAAAUUCUGCAUACUUGGAUGGGGUUUACCUCUGUUGAUCGUUAGCAUAGUGCUAGCUGCAGAUAAAGACUGCUAUGGUGGUUCUCCAUCAGUUACACCAAUGGAUGAAUCUGCCUCUUUCUGCUGGGUGCAGAACGACACAGCGUUCUUCGUGACCGUGGUGGGGUUUGUGGUGCUGAUUCUGGUCUGCAACAUCUGCGUGUUCAUCAUGGUUCUGGUUCAGAUCCGUGGGCUGCAGCUCAGUAAAGCGGUGGGCAGGAGCGGCGGGGCGCUGCAUGACCUGCGCGUGGUGGCCAGCCUCACCUUCCUGCUGGGCCUCACCUGGAUUCUGGCCUUCUUUGCGUGGGGUCCGGUCCGAGUACCCCUCCUCUACAUAUUCUCUGCCCUCAACAGUCUGCAGGGAUUCUUUAUCUUUGUGUUUCACUGCCUCAUGAAGGAGAAUGUGCGCAAGCAGUGGAGAAUUCACCUCUGCUGUGGAAAAUUCAAACUUGCUGGAUAUUCAGGCUGGAGCAGAUCAGCGACGGCAGGGGGCAGAGAUAUGAGUGGAAAACUUGUGCUCACACCGUCAGAAUCUACGAGUGAGCGGAAGAUCUCAGAUUCCUCUGAGACUGCAGAAGACAAAACGAUGGACAAAGGACAGAGAGACAGUGACGGAGGACGCCUGGACGUCUUCUAAACCUUGGGACACUCUAAAAAAGAACUUUUCCUUGAAGAGAUAUUUCAAUGAAAAAUCUAAUUUAACAAAAUACUUCUGAACAAAAAGCAGGUAAUAUGGACUUGGUAGUGUUUUUAGCUGUGUGACAGUUACGCAGUUUUUGCUCAGUGCUAAUUGAGUUAAUUUUAUAUUGCUGCUUUUCCUAAUUGUGUAAAUUAGCUCGGCAAAAACUGAAAGCGGUCCCAAGCUAUGGAGCAAGUCGCUUGUCUGUUUACACCGUCAUUCUAGCUGGACGAAUACCACCCACUGCAGAAAUGAAAUGUCCCAUCCAUCUGCACCCACUAUCAUGUCUCAUUCCAAGCCAGCUUAUUUUUUGUAGCACUUAAGUUACAUACUGCUAUCCCAUGACUUUUGAUAUGUCUGUGUGUACCGGAUUGUAGGGCACACUAUGAAUAAACAUCUAUUUUUUGGCCCAU